GCGGGAGCUGCUGCAGGAGCUGCAACGGGAGCAGCAGCAGCAGCAGGUGCAACGGGAGCAGCAGCAGCAGCAGCAGCAGGUGCAACGGGAGCAGCAGCAGCCGCCACUCGUUGGGUAUUUUAGGUCAGAUCAGACAUAUUGCAAAGAUGCCGGAAAUAAACACAGAUAACCUCGAUGAGCAGCAAGUGCAACUUUUGGCCGAGAUGUGCAUUCUUAUAGACGAAAAUGAUAACAAGAUUGGUUCUGAAACAAAGAAGAACUGCCAUCUGAAUGAAAAUAUUGACAAAGGAUUAUUGCACCGAGCAUUCAGUGUCUUCUUGUUCAACACAGAAAAUAAAUUACUCCUGCAGCAGAGAUCAGACGCUAAAAUCACUUUCCCAGGUUGCUUUACCAACACUUGUUGCAGUCAUCCACUGAGCAAUCCAUUAGAACUGGAGGAAAAUAACGCCAUCGGAGUAAGACGAGCAGCUCAGAGGCGUUUACAGGCGGAAUUAGGAAUUCCAAUGGAACAGGUUCCUCCAGAAGAAAUUUCCUAUCUAACACGAAUCCACUACAAGGCUCAAUCUGACGGAAUUUGGGGAGAACAUGAAAUAGAUUACAUCCUGUUUGUGAGGAAGAACGUAACUGUUGAACCAGACCCCAAUGAGAUCAAGACCCACUGCUAUGUGACAAAGGAUGAACUAAAAGAUCUCCUGAAAAAAUCUGCCGAUGGUGAAAUCAAGAUUACUCCGUGGUUCAAAAUCAUUGCCGAGAGUUUUCUCUUUAAGUGGUGGGAUAACUUGAAUCAUCUGAAUUCAUUUGUUGAACAUGAGAAAAUAUAUAGAAUGUAAAAAUAGGGGCAUGAUCAGAAAGGUGGGAGGAAUGAUUGUAUGUGCAAAAAGAAAGAUCUGCUGUCAUCAGUUUCUUUAGGAGAAUCGUCACUAAAAUUGCAUCCUUAUGCUUCCACUACUGGAUUCUUUGUAAAUGACCCCUGCUAAUCAACUGUAAAUAACUGUAGAUGAUUUGUAUGAAUACACAGCUGUGAAAACUGUGUCUAGGAUGAACUUUUUUCUUUUUAAAAAAAAAGCUUUUUAGUUUCUUUAACUAUCCCCAGGGUUUACUCUAUCUUUCUGGGGGUUUGAGUCUGUAAACUUUUAUAAUGUAAUUAGUACUGUUUUCCUUUUUGAGGUACAGAAGUUCAUUGUACUCUUUUUGGGAAAGUGUUUAUUAAGUAUUUUCCUUCAGGUGAACACUGUUAUUAAAUAGUCCAAACAUGGUUUUCCAAAAUAAUGACCCCUGUAAGUACAACUGGUUUGGUAAAACUACAUCUACAAGGAUUUGGACUUUGGUAGGGCUAUUUAGAAUUAAGUAUGGAAAAGUCAUCUCACUUAAGCAAGCUUGACAAGGUUAAUUGAUACCAUUCUGGGUAAUAAUGAAUAGAAUUUUUUUUGCCCUUUGUCAGACAAGAUUUGAUACCCUGAGAAUAGGAUGUUAGAUUAGCUCUAUAUUUGGCAAAUUACCUAGGAAAUUCCUGUGAGAUACUCAUUAGCUUCAAUUAGCAGCCAUUUUGGGCCCAAGGAUACCCAGUCACAUGCUAAACAAAUACCAUAAAAAUUCUGUCAAAUACCCAGGUAAAUCAUAGUAUUGGAAGCCAAAAAUAAAAUUACCUCUUUUCCUUCA
Molecule: messenger RNA, 1659 nt
Organism: Ornithorhynchus anatinus (platypus)
Lineage: Eukaryota; Metazoa; Chordata; Mammalia; Monotremata; Ornithorhynchidae
Gene: IDI1
Product: isopentenyl-diphosphate delta isomerase 1
Exons: 5
Coding region: 147-830 (227 amino acids)
Biological process (GO): isoprenoid biosynthetic process; isopentenyl diphosphate biosynthetic process
Cellular component (GO): cytoplasm
Molecular function (GO): isopentenyl-diphosphate delta-isomerase activity
Source: RefSeq, a predicted model, not a curated record